AAGAAUUUUGGAUAUUAUUCUUAGAUUUCUCAUGUUCUGGAAAACAGAGCCGUUGUCAUUGUCGCCUUGUGCGUAGAGCAUGUCGGUCUCACCGUCUGGCUCUCCGCCUCGUCGGGCAUUGCAUCAGCGAAGUCAUUCACAGAACAAUUCUCAAAACAAUCGUCUUGGGAUUCGACUUGUUCCCUAUAGUCCGCCACGGGUUGCAUCAGAUGCCACCGCCACAUCGUCCAAGACAAUCACCCAGGCUGACACGAAUACCGAGACCGAGACGGAACUUGAACGGAGUCAGACAUCCCAUUCCUCCAGCCCACAGUUUGAAACGCCAACACCAUCACCAUCCCUGCAAAGGGCACGAGCGAAAACGACAGCGUUACCUCCGUCAUCAUUCAAAGGUUUAACUCGAUAUUCAUCAUCCGAUUAUGAACCCAGCCAAUCUUCCUGGGCGCCGCAUUAUGACCACGACGACAAUACCUCUAAUGCUUCACGCCCACCUUCUCGCGGACCUUCAGCCUCACCAAAACCCCCUUCUCGCAAAAAGGUUAUCAAGGUCUACCCUGACAAAACCUUCUCUGUACAAUAUCACAAUGUUUCUAUGUCCUCAAGAGUGGAAUCUCUCUGGUCCCUUCCCCCGUCUUUCACCACUGGUAAUACCUCUUACGGUCGAGAAUCUGUGGGUACGAUAGGCGAUGAUCGUCAAAGCCGGCCAACUUCACCUUUGACUCCUCUUGCAGAACGAGAGCCCAGUUCCCCAGUUAUUUCGUCUCGGAUUCAAGACCCAUCAACCCCCGACAAUUCGUCACCGUGGAACUACCGCCUGUUUGGAGGCCUGCGUAAAGUACCUAAAACCCCCGACGUGAAGCAAAAACAGCCAGAGACCCAAGAUGUUGCAGCAGAGUUGUCCCUCCCUCCGCUACCUGAGGUUGAUUUUCCUCUUUCUGAAGCAGGCCCUUCUUCAAGGUGGCUUAAUGAGAAGACAUCCUUCCACUCUUCGUCGUCUGAUCAAACAAGAACCACUGUAUCGAACAGAACCAACAUCAAAACUUACAGAGAGAGCUCCCCAGUCAACGUUGCCGACUUACGUAGCCUGCCACCGUCGUCAAUUCACUCCAACGUUGAGUUAAUCGGUGACCCCUCUUCAGCUGAAGCCUCAUUGUACGCCAGCACUCGGCCACCUACCGAAGACAGCAACGUCAACUUUGUUACCCACGGCAGCCACGGCAGUCACUCAGCUUCUUCCUCUAUCGUGGCUGUCAGACAUCGAACACAGCCUGAGUUCUCUCAAGAGAGCUUGGUCGUUGCCCCUUUGCAGCCACGCAAAAGGAGGUCUUCGGAUACCUUUGCCCUCGCUAGAACCCGAUCCCGUGAAACUAUUCGAUCUCGCUCUGCAUCAAUAACUUCACUGUCAACUAUCUUCACUCAAGAGGCUACUCGUGCUCUUUUUGUUGGACCACCAACAAUACUCCAGCACGCUGGUCCUUCGUGGCAAGACCUGAACCGACCUCAAUCACGACCUCAUCAAUGGAGCGGCCAAUUGUCAACAGUCAUGUCAGAAAGCGAGGGUGGCAGCGAGCCCGCAUCCCGCACCCUGUCGCUCUCCUCCGUUCCCCGUCGACGUGGUAGUGAUCAUAGUAAACAUGUCUUGAGCAUGACUUCCUCACUCUUUGGCCUUGAAGAGCACGUCGAGAGCCCUUCUCAGUCAAGAGGCAGCACCCCUUCUCAUUCGAGAAACAGCUCUCUGGAACCCCCUGCCGCAACCUAUGCCAGAAACUCAGCCCGCGAUCCCGCAACUGGUACAAUACGUUUGGUUCGCGACCUUGAUGAAGACGGAGAUGGUCUUGCUGACUUGGAAGUACUUCACCAUCGUCCUUCGCGAACCAGAAUGGGAAGGUUCCUGUCAAGUUAUGCCUCGGAUCGAAGCCUGCGAUCAACUGCCAGCUUCAACGCCGCCGUUCCUGCUUGGGCCAAGGUUUACUACGGCAGUGGUGAGCGUAAGUGGCUGGCUGCUCAGCCUUCAAUGGAGUCCAUGUACGACUCUGACUUCUACGAAAGCGACCAUCACGAGCCUCAACUCAGCCGCUCGCCUAGCCAGGAUGCCAAUGCCACCAACAUUCGCAUUCCCAGGCGCCGACCUCGCGACGCAUUUCCCCGACAACAUUCAAAUGCAGG
This is a messenger RNA of Fusarium graminearum PH-1, 2166 nucleotides long. RefSeq lists its product as uncharacterized. The record is from RefSeq and is a predicted model, not a curated record. The transcript has 2 exons. The annotation marks the transcript as partial. NCBI's taxonomy places the organism in Eukaryota, Fungi, Ascomycota, Sordariomycetes, Hypocreales, Nectriaceae.